Drosophila persimilis is the source of this 636-nucleotide messenger RNA. Its product is annotated as probable phospholipid hydroperoxide glutathione peroxidase. The transcript has a single exon. NCBI's taxonomy places the organism in Eukaryota, Metazoa, Arthropoda, Insecta, Diptera, Drosophilidae. The record is from RefSeq and is a predicted model, not a curated record. Gene Ontology annotation, molecular function: glutathione peroxidase activity. Gene Ontology annotation, biological process: response to oxidative stress. Bases 1 to 606 code for a protein of 201 amino acids.
AUGCCGAGCAAAGAGGUGGUCUUCUAUGGCCUAAUGGCUGCCAUUGCCUGCGUGACGACAAUCGCCACUCACCACAGACUGGCGGUGCAGCUGUUCGAGAUGCAGUGGGCGCAGUCGGUGCAUUCGCACACGGUGCUAGAUACGUUUCACCAGCGGGUGGAUCUUCGGUACUUUGCCGGACAUGUGCUGGUUAUCGUGAACAUCGCCUCCCAGUGUGGAUUGACGGGGCAACAGUAUGCGGGCCUGACUCAGCUGCUGGCGAAGUACGGGGAGCGGGGCCUGCGAAUCCUCAACUUUCCCUGCAAUCAGUUUGGCCAGCAGAUGCCGCAUUCGGAUGGCCAAGAGAUGAUGGACCACCUGCGUCAGGAGAAGGCGAAUAUUGGUGAUGUCUUUGCCAAGAUCGAGGUGAAUGGACCUGGGGCCGCACCGCUGUACAAACUGCUCACGCGAAACCGCAGCAACCUGCGGGGCGGAAAGAUCGAGUGGAACUUUGUCAAGUUUCUGGUGGAUCGUAGGGGCCAGGUCUAUGCUCGCUACGGGGCCAAAGCGGAGCCAUCUGCACUUUCCGGUGACAUUGAGCGGCUGCUCGGUGAAGGGUCCAAAUAAAUAACGCACUCUUUCGGGAAAAACUGACAA